Argiope bruennichi is the source of this 2780-nucleotide messenger RNA. RefSeq lists its product as uncharacterized. The coding region runs from base 545 to 2554 and encodes 669 amino acids. NCBI's taxonomy places the organism in Eukaryota, Metazoa, Arthropoda, Arachnida, Araneae, Araneidae. Gene Ontology annotation, molecular function: zinc ion binding. The record is from RefSeq and is a predicted model, not a curated record. The transcript is spliced from 5 exons.
GUUGCAUUGUUGUUUAGUUGUACGUACUUUUUUGCCUGCCAUUUUUCAAAAUGGAGAAAUUAAAUCUUCCAGUGAAAUACAAUUAUAAAAUAAUUGAGAUUGAUGAGAAUAGAGCUAUUUUUCCCAUUUCUGAUCUUGUAAAUAAAGAAUCAGCACAGGAAUGGAUUAAAGAAUAUGAACACAGAUCAGAAACAGUUUGGCGUGUUCAGAGAACACAUAAAUCAACUGGGCGCCUUAAUGCUUAUAAAGGUGACUUUAGAUGCCAGCACAAUGUGCAACAGGUAUCAAAACAUGUGAAAGAAAGUAAAAAUACUGGAUGCCCAGCAGUUCUUAAAAUUACUAUUCAUAGGUAUUUUUCACUGCCAAAACACAAAGAUCCACUCCCAUAAGUUAUAGAGUUUCCUGCAUUAUGCGAGUUUCUGUACUCUCGUAAUCAUUUGCUUGACAGUGCUGCUGUUAAAAAUUCAGGCCAUUAUCAAACCUAACGCAAAAGCGUCUGAUAGAAUUGCUUGAAUUAGGACAUACUGCAGCUACUGCAAGACAGAUGUUGCAAAUGGAAUUAGAGCUUCAGAGUAAUGAAGAUUAUGCAGAAGCAUGCAUGGACAGUUCUAAGCUACCUUCAUUAUCUGUCGUAAAUCACUUGCUAAAUAAUGAAUUUAGGAAAAUCUAUGGAUCUCGAAGAGAAAGCGAUAUUGACAGGGAAGUUGAAAAAUAUAUUUCCUCAUACAAUCAACAGCCAUUCUGUAAAGCUGCUUUUUCAAAAGUAAAGAACAGUUUGGCGAUUGCUGUAGUGACGCCGAUAAUGAAGCAAAGUAUAGAUUUACUUAGCAACGUUCAAGAAAUGAUAAUGCUUGAUGCAUCUGGCCACAUGGACAGAUUAAAUCAUUGUGUUUAUUUUUUUAUUUCUCCAGGUGUAGCUGGUGGAAUACCUAUUGGCUGCAUCAUCACAAAUGCAGAAGAAACUAAUAUUUUUCGUGAAGGAGUGAAACUUCUUUGUGAGUGUUUCCCUGAGAAAUGCUGUUUAUUGCAAAAUGGGCCACUGAUUGUAAUGGCAGAUGAUGAUCUGAAGGAAAGAGAAGUUCUGAGUGAAAUAUGGCCAAAUUCUACUUACUUACCCUGUCAGUUUCAUGUGCUAAAAGCAGUGUGGCGAUGGCUUAUGAACAGUGAAAAUAAAAUUCUAAAAGAGCACCAUCAAGAAUUAUAUUUUUCCUUUAAAUCACUGAUGUAUGCAGAAACUGAAAUGCAACUGAAAGAGUUGCUUCAAAAUAUGUUGGAGAAUAGCACAGUCAGGAAAUAUGACAAGUUCAUCAUAUAUUUGAGCAAGUUGUUCUCCAAAAAGCAUUUAUGGUGCACUUGUCAUAGAAAAAUGCUUUUAACCAGGGGAAACAAUACAACAAACUAUGUUGAAAGUUUGUUCAAAGUUUUAAAAGAGACCAUACUUGGACGAGUGAAAGCAUUUAGCUUAGUUCAAUUAUUGGACUUCAUUGUCACAAAAUUUGAGAAGUAUCUACAUAGUAGAUAUUUAGAUUUUAGUUUUGGUCGUUGUAACAAAAAACUAGUAAAAAGGUUUUUGCCUGAUGAUAAAGGAAUAAUUCAGAACAUCAGAUCACCAAAUAAAGAUAACACUUGUUUUGAAAUUGAUCAACAUUUUGUUGAUUUGGAAAGUUCCAUUUGUACUUGCUUUGUUGGCAUGAAUGGAAAGCUUUGCAAGCAUUUAAGUGCUGUAAUUCUGAAACAAAAUAAACAAUCAACAUUUGUCUAUUCUCUAGAAAGUAGAAAAUUAAUGUAUGAAGUGGCUACUGGAAAAAAAUUGGAUUCAAAUAGCACCCUCUUGCUACCUUUAAGUUUUAACCCAUCACACAAUUUUCCUUCUUCUCAAUCUGAUGAUGCUCUACAACCACAAUUUUCUUCUACGGUACUUCCACAUUCAUCUAACGAUAUACUUUCACAAUUUAAUAAUAAUACACUUAAACAUUCUUCAAAUGACACGCUUUCACCUAGAGAUAUUGACACAUUUUCACAGCCUUGCAAUGAUAACAACAUGAUUCUACCAACUAUAAACACUACUUCACAGCCCAUUGCAGCUACAUGUCAAAACUCAGACAGUGAAACAGAUGAUGAUGAUGGUGAUUAUUUACAAAAAUUUGAUGAUAUAAUUAAUCGGAUUAAAUCCGGUUACAAAAAUAAUCCUGAUGUUUUUAAGCCAGCAAUAAAAAAAAUGGUGAAGAAUGUUAACAAGUUUGGAAAAACAGAAACUGGAUUGGUGUCUACCUUGCAUAACUUUGGAAGAAACCUUAACUACUCAAGCAGAGUUUUGAAGUGCAGCAGAAGGAGAGGCAAUCAAAUUCCUGUUGAACCUACAGCAAUUGCAAGAAGAAAAUCUAUUUAUUCUGGUAGGAAAACUCAAGUUGGUGGAAGGCCAGUUAAACGAGCAUUACCACCUGCCCUAAAAGAACAUACUUAUGGAAUAUUCUCUGAGUUACCGAAAAAACAUCGAAAAACAAAACAUAGUUUGACGCAUUGUGUUGAAAAGAAUGUAUCUCUUCCAAAUUAAUUUAUAUUUAUUUUAUUACUAUCAUGCUUAAAAAAAAUAUGUUCCUUGGUUUUUUUUAUUUUUUAUACAUGCUUUAAAAAUGUAUUAGAAAAUUUUAACAGGAUUUGUAUGGUGUUGAAAUAAUUGGUAUUAAUGAUAUAAAAUUUUAAUGCUAUUAUGGUAUUAAAUAGCACUUCCAUGAAACUGUUAUAUGUUAAAUAUUUUUCAGCUUAUUAUAUAUUAAAAU